This is a messenger RNA of Patella vulgata (common limpet), 6611 nucleotides long. RefSeq lists its product as uncharacterized. The record is from RefSeq and is a predicted model, not a curated record. Gene Ontology annotation, molecular function: protein binding. Lineage: Eukaryota; Metazoa; Mollusca; Gastropoda; Patellidae. The coding region runs from base 165 to 2723 and encodes 852 amino acids. The transcript is spliced from 12 exons.
GAAGUAGAUGUGAUAAAAACGUCAAAAUUAAAGAGGGAAGAAAAUAAUGAAAAAGAUCCACGAAUAACAGUGAAAUGGGGCUGAUUAUUGCAGAUUGUAUCCAAAAAUACUCAACAUAUAUGUACCAUUAGACUUAUGGUAACAGAUUAUUUAAGGGACAAAGCAUGAAUGAAGUCAUGGAAAAAAUCUCUGAUGAAACCACCAAACUGAAUCUUGUAAAGAAAGAUCUGAACAAUGGUAACAGUUCAGAAAUCGAGAAACAUUCUGAACCGGCCAUUGAUCUGUUCCUGGAGAAUAAUUUGAAUAGCCAAGAACGUGAAGCUUUUCUUCAGGAGCAAAUACCAGGAACUUCAGAAGAACAAGCCAGCACAUCGGCAAGCGACCAGGUUGAAAGAAGGUUAGGCCCUGUGUCACCUAGAAAACGGAAGACUCAAACAGCUGUAGUGAGUGAAGCCUUCCAUUUCCUGCGCUGUGAGGAUGAUGCAGAAAAGAAUGUAGAAUUGGUUCGUAUUCCUCCAGAGGGAUGCGAGUCGGUAGAAAAUGUAGCGCAAAUUGUCUCAAAUCACACCAGUGAUGCAUUAAAUAAUUCUGUAAUAUACCAUUCACAUUCAUAUCAAGAAAUGGGAUCAAUCACAGUUGAUAACUUGGUUUGUUAUGAUGACGAUGUAGUGAACUGUUCUAGAAGUAGCAUUGAAAUAGAUGGCUGUGAAUCAGAAUCUGAUGUUCCAAUGCCGAAGAGUGCUUCCGUUACUACCGAUUUAAAUAGUACUGCUAAGAAUAUUACUACUGAUACGGAUAGUACUGCUAAAAACAUUACUACAAUAUCUGUUUCGAAUUUUAAAAUAGGUAACACUAAAAAUGUUGAUUUGGAAAAGACAGACAGCAAAGAAAGACAAAAUCUUGAGGGUUCUGAAUUCAAUUCUGGUACUUUAGCCUACACUAAAAAUGUUGAUUUGAAAAAGACCGGCAGCAAAGAGACCAAGAGACAAAAUCUUGAUGGUUGUGAAUUCAAUUCUGAUAACUCAGCAUCUGGCAGCAUUGUGAAGAUUAGUGCUUCUGAUGAUACUAAAGAUAUUAAGACAACCUCAACUUGUGCUUCAAAUCAUAAAAUAAACAAUGUUGGCAGCAACAAAGAAUGUGUGGUCAAUCAUGAUACAGUUAAAUGUAAUAGCCUGGAAAAAGAUUUAUCAAAUAAUUCGGUUGAUCUGCAAGACUCUUCAGAAUCUCUCAAGUCUGAAAAUUUGGACAUAUUAGGAAGUGAGUCAAGUUCGAUAACGACAUCUCCCGAUCAAAACGAGAUAAGUGCAAUCAGUGAAAAAGAAGUGGUACUGCGUCGACAAUCUGAUAAAAAGCUUAAACCGAUAUCGAAUGCUGAAUUAAGUGAUGACUCUUCAGAUGAGGACUCAGGUAUUUACGCAGAAAGUCAUCGUAAUUCAACCUGGAUUCAAGUGCAAGAUGAUGAAUAUUUGUUAAAUGACACGAAAAAUGACAAAAUUGCAGACGAACCAAAAUCGGGAGAGCUGACCAAUCAACGAAAUUCAGGCACAUUACUACGUUUAAUAUCUGAAGAUGACACUGUCUUUAGUGAUGGAUCUCGGUCUCUCCCCAUUAUGGGACACAAGAGAUCUGACUCUAACACAACAACCCUUUCGGAGACUGAAUUUAAACGUGAGAGAUCUUUCAAGUCACGCAGAAGAUGUCUAAUACAAAGACAAGAGAGUCAACAAGAAUAUCAUCGCCUUUCUGCCAAGGUUUAUGAUCAAGAGAAACUUAUAGUUGUAGAGAAAAAACCAACAGAUACAGAUUUUGGUCUACAUAUUUUGGACAGUCAUCCUGCAUUUAUUACUUCAGUAGACCCAGAUAGUCCUGCUGAAAGAUGUGGUAUUCAAGAAGGACAAAUUGUGAUAUCUGUCAAUGGUGUGAAUACUUUAGAACUGUCUCAUGAAGAAAUUGUCACACUGGUGCAAAAAUAUAAUAAGAUAGUGAGGUUGGAAGUGGCUUAUAGUGAUUUUCAACCAGUACGUGAUUUACAGAAGACUGUAAUGGGUGGUUAUAUGUUAAAGCUAGGAACGUCAACGCUUGUUAAAAUGUGGAAGAAAAGAUAUUUUGUUCUACGACAAGACAAUUGUCUCUACUAUUAUAAAACUGAUCAGGAAUUGGAUCCACUUGGUGCUAUACCCCUAUCAGGUUAUUGUAUAUCACGAUAUACAGAUACAACAAAAGAAUUCUGUUUUAAAGCCGAGAAAUAUGGAGCCCGUACUUAUUAUUUUAUGACAGACAGUCGAGAAGAAAUGUCACAGUGGGUUGGUGUACUAACAGAAGCUGCAGCAAGAUGCAAGAAACGAAAAGAUUCUUGGUUAGAAGUCAGCAGUCAUAAUGUAGGGUUACCUGCCCUUGAAAUACGUAAACCGGAAUGUACAGGUCAUCUGACUAAACUAGGUCAGCAACAUAAAACAUGGCAGAAACGUUACUGUGUGUUAAAAGAUGGCUGUAUAUAUUAUUACAAAUCAAUGAGUUCACUUAGUGCUAAAGGUGUUGUUCAUCUCCAUGGUUACACCGUAGAUGGAUGUGGUUUGAAUAAUAAAAGAUUUAGUUUGGUACUUCAUCCUCCUAGUAAAAAUAUGCGGACAUUUUACUUCUGUGCUGAUAAUCAGACUGACAAACAAAGAUGGGUGGAUGCUCUAACAAGGUCUAUACAACGAUGGAUACGAGUAGACAAUUAAUUCUUCAAUGUUGAUCAUGUUACCAUAGAAACCAUAAAGUAUAAAGCUCACACUUGCUCACUCAGUGUUCAUCAAUUACCAUAGAAACCAUAAAGUAUAAACAGACAAGUCUUUCUUUCUCUAAGCUCACACAUCUAAGUGUAUAAAUUCUAUUGAUUCAUGUAAAUAUUAAUAAUUAUAAAAAAAAAAAUGGAAAUUACGAAGGAUGUUUGUAUUCUCGGCAAACCUUAACAGACUUCAGUACCCCACAUCUACUGUAGCCUUGGCUGUAUGACGAGUUCCGCCAUUGGAUUACAAAUGGCGUCGCCCAUAAUGACGUCUGUGGAGAGUGUUUUAUCAUACAAAGCUUUCAAUGUCUGAAGCUGUUUUUCUUGCAAUAUUUUCCAAUUUUCUUUAAACAAAAGACAACUUUGCAAUGAAAAUUCUAUGAACUGUUUGAACGACGCAAUAUUAAGAACUUCUUUAUAAAAGCGUCAAAUUUUUGGGUUAAGUAAACUGGUAGCCACGUCGCAAUUGUAUAGGUGUAGAUACAUAUCACCUACCAUUAUACAACCAAGGCUAGAUGUAGGGUACCAGAGUCUGAUGAGGUUUGCCGAGUGACAUAACAAUAACAAAUUGCAAGCCUUGAGUGCUAUUGAAAUCUUCGUGUCUAAAUUCUAAUUAAUAAAUAUGAUAAAAUUACACAGAUAAAAUUCUUGUUAAAACACAACAAAUUGCAGGUCCAAUUUAUUUUGAAAAAAUGUUUUCAUUUUAAUAAUGGGCUUAAUCAUGAAAUGGCAUUUUUCUGUCCGUGAAUAAAAUUUUAGCAGACUACAUUUAUGAAUGAAAGCAGCAUUCAAAAUGUGUUUUCAUUUUAAUAAUGGCCUUUUUAUAUUUUAAUAAUGGAUUUUCUGUCCAUUAAUAAAAUUUAGGUGGACUGUGUUUAUGAAUGAAAUAAGCAUUCAAAAUGUGCACCUUUUGUUUCAAGACAUUUUUUGCAAAUUCAUAAAGCAGUUUGUUGUGACAUUGACUGCCUUUGAUGUAGUUUUUGGUCUAUGGUUCUAAUUAGGUUACGAUUACAUUGCUAUUGUCUGUGAGAUGCAGAAAAUCUUCUUUUUUCUUUUUUUUUUUUUUACCUGAGCCUGUGCUCUUUCAAGUUAGAACACCUAUCAGCUAUCACCAAUAUAAAAAAAAGGGUUAACUUUUAUAUUGACACCAUUGAUCUCAAAUUUUGUAAACAUCCGAUUUUUUUAUUUAAACUAUUUGCAUUAACAAAUCAUGUAAGCUUUAAAAAAAGAUUAAAACUCAAAUUGUGGCAUGGACCAAUCAAUAAGAUGCAUUAUGUAAGAAAAAAAUUUGUCUAUGGCAGGUCUUUUUUAUAACUUCAGAUGUUAUAUAAACUAAUAUUUAAGCAUUUAUUAACAUGACAAACCCAUAAUCAACUUUCUGGGCCGUCGGAUGGCUUCAAUUUAAAGUAAAUUAGAACACUCUGACCAUUUACAGGGGGGUUGGAUGGUCAAAUGGUUAGCACACGCGCACUGUUUCAUACAAUCUGUCAUUAAGUCAACUGGCGGGGGUUUCGAUUCCCUGGUUGUACGUGACAAGGAGUAGGGUCGCCUGUCCAACCUCGCGGGUUUUCUCCGGGUCCUCUGGUUUCCUUCCACUGGUAAAGACCCCUACGCACAAGCGAAUUAUGUAAAUAAAAUUAAAAAAUGUGUUAGUCCCGAAAUGACCUAGUUUGUGUCGAGUGGACGUUAAACCCUACUUCUCUCUCUCUCUCUCUCUCUAGCUUCAGAUGUUAUAUAAACUAAUAUUUAAGCAUUUAUUAACAUGACAAACCCAUAAACAACUCUCUGGCCCAUCGGAUGGCUCCAAUUUUAAGUAAAUUAGAACACUCUGGCCAUUUACAAGUUUAACAAUAAAAUAGAUUGUUGCUACAAUAAUAAACAGAAUAAAAUGAUUUCAUUGAAAUUUCCAAUAUAUACAUUUUUCAUUAUCCAUUUUUUUAAACUAUUAUACCAAGAACGACCAGCCCUUGCUCUCAUUCUUACAGAAUGCAUAUUUAACUAUUAUAGAAAGAACUGACAGCUGUUUAUCUAAAUCUUACAUAAUGCAUCUUUAAUAGAGAUAUAAUAUAUUUGUAUUAACUUUUAACACUUUAAUUAUCAGCUAAAUAUUUUUUCUUGGAAUGUCUCAAUUUUAUUUCAUAUUCAAUUCAACCAUUGUUUUUACCUUUAUGCUAUGAAUAACUAAUGUCUCUAUUGCUGAAUUUUAUAAGUAUUUCAGAUGAUGAAACUGUUGAUGAGCUUAUGUUUCGUUGCCUGGCAACCAAUUUGUAAACACUUUUUGUAAAAAAUAUGUCAUGGUGAAAUGAUACAUUGUUUAAAUGAACAUAUGAGAUGACAAGAUGAUUUGUUAAACCUUUUACCACUUGUUGCAUGUAAAUAUUGACAACCCUUGUUCAUUGAAGAAAAUUAUAGAGUGAUAUAGUUCAUAACGGGCAUGUUCCUGGACACCUCCAAACUGCUGUUUCUAAACAGCCCUGUGUUGUAGGAACCUACCAGUUCUUGGAGGCGCUACAGCUGUUUAGGUAACUUUGGUGGUUUGUGGCGGUCUAAGGAGCACUAGUCAAGCCAGGACAAGGCACCUGUUACAAGCUUGGUCAAGUACAAAUUAUUAUACAGUGUAUAUGCACAAGCCUGGACACAAGGCAUCUGUCAUAGACAUUGUCAGGCAAAAUUAUUACAUAAUGUACAUAUACAACAAGCCUGGACACAAGGAACUUGUCAUAGACUUUGUCAUACACAGGUUAUCACACAAUGUAUAUAUACAAGCCCGGACACAAGGCACUUGUCUCGACAUUGUCGGGCAUAAAUUAUCACACAAUGUAUCCUGGACAUAUGGCCCCUGUCGUGGAGGUUGUCAUUUGUUGGACACAGAUCAGUGCACAAUGUAUAUAUAAUACAAGCCUCACCAUAAGGCACUUGUCACAGUCAGACACAAAUUAUCACGCAACCUAUAUAUUACAGGUGAUAAGCGAGGUUGGAUGGUCUAGUGGUUUAACACAUGCUUGUGAAAUCACAAGGUCUGUCAUUGAGUCCAGUGGCGUGGAUUCGAUUCCCCACUUGUACAUGACAGGAGUAUGGUCGCCUGUCGAAACCUUGUGGAUUUUCUGUGGGUCCUCCAGCUUCUUCCACUGCUAAAGACUCCUACGCGCGAUCGAAUUAUUGAAAUAAAAUUGAACCAUGUUAGUCCAGAAGUGACUAGUUUGUAUUGAGUGGACAUUAAACCCCAUUUCUCACUCUCCUUCUCUCGGGGUGAUAAGGGUCUGGAACACUAGUUGGUAGUUAGAUCACCUGUGCUCUAGACCCUCCUAUUUGCAUCUGUGACAUGUGCCUAUGUCCAGUUAAAGACAGUUUCAAGGAAGGUCCAAAUGAGUUGUGUUGUGUUGAGCAAACGUUAAACAACAUUUCUCACUCUCAAUCUCUCGAAGGGAUAAGGGUCUAGAACACUGUAGUUAAAUCACCUGUGUGCUCAAAACCCUCCAAUUUGUGUCUUGUGAUGGGUGCCUUAUGUCCCGUUAAAGGGUGUUUCGAGGGUGGUCAGAGUGAUAAAGGGUUAUUUUUGUUUUGACAAUGUUUUGAAUAACUUAUAAUUAAUAUUUGUAAUGAGUGUAUAAAUUUCAUUUAAUUUGAUUUCAUGGUGAACGAAUAAUGUCAAAAUGUCUGUUAUAAUUUUUGUUGAUAUUAGCAUUUGUUUGUUUAUUUGAUUUUUAAUUGUUUAAUUUUGUUGAACGUGCUAUGGACAGUAUAUAUACUUGAAGCCUCUGAUCGUCAAAUACUUGUUUGGGACAAUAUAUUUUGUGGUGGGCGGGGAAACAAUAUGUAAAUUUUUGGGGAACAAUGUAUA